CUUUAUUUUUAUUACCUACAUUUUUAUGAAUUUGCAACUGCUACUUGUACAACACAAGUCGAUGUAAUUCAAACGUUUAGAUAUUCAAAACAUAUUUAGCGUCAUGUUAAGUCCUCAUGAAUUACACCUGAUAGUUGCAAUACUUCAUUUAGGAAAAUAAUCAAAUGGGCUACGCCGAUCUGUCUCUGUUUGCCUGCCUCUUCAUCACGUGACCACAGUUCCAUUACUGGUGAAUGCAGGUAAAGAGAACAAUCCGGUUCUGGCUCUGUUUACAUGCAGCCGUGCUUCAUGGAACCCAUAACAUGCACCUCGAUCCUAGGACCACCAAUUUGAGCACAAGGAGCUGCAUGCUGCACCAUCACAAGCAUCCUUUGGUGAUCGUGUAGAGCACAGCCGCAGUGGCUAGCAGCAGCAUCCACGGCCUAAACAUGGAACCCUAGUCAUCCGACGGCCCCCAUACAAAGGGACGCAGGGAUUUAAAGCCAGAGGGUUUUGGAAGCUGGGCGUGUGCUCUGUUUUAUUAGAUCCCUCCAUCUGGUAACCAGGGGCUUCUGUUUUCCCCUCCUCCCAUUUCAGGCUCCUUGGAGAUAGAGGAAUGCAAAUCUGCAAUCAUGAUGGAAGGAUUGAAAAAACGCACCAGGAAGGCUUUCGGGAUACGGAAGAAAGAAAAGGACACUGACUCUGCGGGGUCACCAGACAGAGAGGGAGGAUCACAGAAAAAGACCAAUGGGGCUCCAAACGGCUUCUAUGGGGAGAUUGACUGGGACAGAUAUAAUUCUCCUGAGGUUGAUGAAGAAGGAUAUAGCACAAGGCCAGAAGAAGACGAGGGAGCAGCUCCAAAAGAGAAGAGUCACUUUUUCUCCUCUAGUGAGUCUGAAGAAGAUGAAGACCACCGCAGAAGGUUUAAGAUCAAGAUCAAACCGCUGCCACCAGAUGCUAGCAUCGCAGCCCCAUCGGUAGAUGAAUUAAAAGCCUCCAUAGGCAACAUAGCUCUGUCUCCUUCGCCUCUGAGGAAUAGUCCGAGGCGUAGCCCGGGUCUGGCAAAGAGAAAUACACCUAGUGAAGAAAUUGCACGACCGAGACGUGCUGUUCCGACGCCUGUACCAGCUCCCGCCUCUUCCCCAACACGUGCACCUGCUUCUGCACCUGCUCCAGAGCCCACUAGUAAUAAGAAAUCUCCAGUGCCAGAGGAUGCAACAGCCUUAUUUGGUCCGCCACUGGAAACAGCCUUCGAUGAUGAUGAUGAUGAUGAUGAUGAUGAUGAGAAGACAAGUGAAGUGGUGACAAAGGAACCUGAGGUUUGGGGUGCACCCCUGCCUGAGCAACACCCAGACUCCUCUCUGGCAGCACCUUUUCCUACAGGAACGCUGCCUCCGCUUCCGCCUAAGAAUGUGCCGACCUCCCCCCCUCCAAGUGAAUCUUCAUCCGCAGAACCUUCUGAUGUGCAGAAAGAGGAGGACAGUUCAAGGCUGGUCACACAGAGGCCUUCAAUAGCUGAUCUGGACAACAUAUUCGGCCCAGAGGAUUCUUCAAACCCCGGUCAGGAUGCUGGAGACCAGUGGGUCUGCUUCCAUGACGAGUCACCUGAAAAACGUCCUCCUCAAGAGGCAGAAACAGCACCGGCACUCCCCUUUUCUCCACUUCCCCCAUCAGAACCAGCACCCCCGUUACCAAAAUCCCCACCUCCGUCAGAGGAGCCUAACCCUCCUUUACCAAAAUCACCACCACCUCAUGUCGAUCCUAUGCGGUCUCCCCUUUCCAGUGAGCCACCAAGGAGUAGUCCUCCUCCACCUCUUCCAACAGUUCCUCCUGUUCCCAAAGACACUACUCCUUCGCCACCAACUAUCCCACCUCCUCCUGCCGAAGAUGCCCCACUCCCACCAACUCCAAAUGAACCUUCCAAGUCCACAGAAAUAUUGCCACGUGCUUCUUCAACGGACACACAACCAGACUUAAUCAACAGCCCACCGUCUACUAUAGAGACAAAUGCACGCAUAAUCGCUCCCCCCUUGGUUAUAAACCAGGAGGAAAAGAAGAGCCCAGAGGAGACCCCUUCAAAAGAGGACUUGACUGAGAGUAUUGCGUCAGCCAAAGAGAUCGGACCAGGACCACGUUCAACACCACCCCCUCCUCCACCUCCUACAUACAGGGCGGUGGUGUCAUCCCCAGGGCCCGUUCCUCCAGCUGGUACAGGUGGAAGUGAAAGUGGGUCCACCUCCCCUACACGUCCCUCUGCACCAUUGGCUACCAGCAGCUCCUCUCCUCCCCCUCCCCCGCCACGGCCACCCUCAAGACCCAAACUGCCUCCUGGGAAACCAAGUGUUGGGGACAUGAGUCGACCGUUCAGCCCCCCUGUACACUCGUCCAGCCCCCCUCCACUGGCUCCGCUGGCUCGGGCAGAGAGCACCUCUUCCAUCUCCUCCACCAACUCUCUGAGCGCAGCCACCACGCCCACCGUCGAAGAUGACGCUUUUGUAGACAAACUUCCCAGCUUUGAGAGACGGGCAGACAUGCCAGCAGAGACAGACCAGCCCUCCCUCGUAUGGUUUGACCGAGGCAAGUUUUAUUUAACCUUUGAAGGCUGCUCUCGAGGGCCUAGUCCUCUUACAAUGGGGGCACAGGACACACUACCUGUGGCCGCAGCUUUCACAGAGACUGUGAGCGCUUUCUUCAAAGGAGCUGAUCCUAAUAAGUGUGUGGUGAAGAUCACAGGAGAGAUGGUGUUGUCCUUCCCGGCGGGCAUCACUCGGCAUUUUGCAAAUAACACCUCACCUGCUGUGCUAACCUUCAGCAUAAACAACUACAGUCGCCUGGAGCACGUCCUCCCUAACCCCCAGUUACUGUGCUGUGACACGACACAGUCCAAUCCAAACUCAAAAGAGUUCUGGGUGAACAUGCCAAACCUGAUGACACAUUUAAAGAAGGUGGCUGAGCAGAAACCACAAGCAACAUACUACAAUGUUGACAUGCUGAAGUAUCAGGUGUUACCCAAAGGUCUACAGUCCACGCCUCUGAAUCUGGCAGUGAGCUGGAAGUGUGAACCCACCAGCACUGAUCUGAGGAUAGACUACAAAUACAACGGUGGGGCCAUGACCACUCCUGUAGCUCUCAACAAUGUUCAGUUUCUCAUCCCAGUGGAUGGAGGAGUCAGCAAACUACAGGCUGUGCUUCCCCCAGCUGCCUGGAAUGCAGAGCAGCAGAGAAUCUUGUGGAAAAUUCCAGAUAUUUCACAAAAGUCCGAAAACGGUGGAGUGGGAUCUCUACUGGCUCGCUUCCAGCUUACCGAGGGUCCCAGUAAACCCGCCCCAGUGGUUGUGCAGUUCACCAGCGAGGGCAGCACUCUAUCAGGCUGUGACAUUGAGCUAGUUGGCCUUGGAUAUCGCUUUUCUCUCAUCAAGAAGAGAUUUGCAGCAGGAAAAUACCUGGCAGACAUCUGAACAACAUGAUCCAUUCAAGUCUGCAUAUUUUGGACCAAUUACGAAUAUUAAGAACACAGGACAGAUCACGACCCUGAACCGUACUUGACCUAAUGGAUAAACCUUUAUAGAUGUACAACACAGGUGGACCUCCCACACUCCAGCAGUAUUAAAUGAGUUGCAUUAUAAAAUUGUGGACCGUUUUAGGAUGUACUUCUUUAUAUCCGUGAACUGUACUCACAUCCGUAUACAGCAGUUAAACAGCCUGGGUUUGUUUGUAAGGUUUAGCCUCUUUUCUGUCCAAUGUGUCGUUGGCUGUGCCUAACUGAACCUGAAUUCUCUGUAUCCCUAUCCAAAUGUGGUACUAAAAAUGUAUUGUUUUUAUUACUCUAUGCAUUAGAUUUGUCUAAGGUUUCACAGUUUUAAAACAAGGUAGAAAAAGUCAACCUGGUUGAAAAAAGAAGCUGACUCUGCCUGAACAUGCUGUCAGAGAGAUGAGCCUCUCUGCCACUAGAUGGCGCUAUAUUAUUGCAUGUAGUAUGACGUCUGCACCUGAUUUGGUUUUGUUCAUGGUUCAUUAGUCAUACAAAUUUACUUCAGGAAUUUCACAUUUAAUUCGUACAUUCAGGUGUGAUUUAUUAUUUGGAAAAAAAUAGAAAUUUUACUUUGUCGGAAUUUGUAGAUAGCCUCAAGUUUCCUGCUUGCAAUAGACACCCCAAAACAAUUUUCCUAAACACGAAAUGUCAUUUUAAAUUAAUAAUAUAUAUCUUGAAAGCCGUUCAGUGUUUUCUUGUAUUGUUAUAUAGCCUCAGAGUACAUGACAUCAUUCUAUUUUUAUUUAUUCAUCGUUGUAAAAAAGUUAAACUGUAUAUGAAUAGACUUUGAAUGGCAUCACAAUUUAGGACUUUUGGUUAUUUGUGUAGUUGGUAAAACUGUGUACAGUAUAUUGCUGAGGUAUAAUUUUUAAAUUUAUUUCAGAUCUAAUUUUUUAACUCGUGCAACAGAAAACAAAGCUAUAUAUGGGGUGGGGAAACAUUUAAAAGAGAAACAGAAGCGGGAUACUGUAGAUGCAUCAAGCUUAAUGUUAUUACAGUGUUAUGUAUAGCAGCACUAUUAGUUGAAACUGGAUUGUCAGCUUGAAUUCUUUUGAAAUUCACGCACAUGUGUUUGGAUUCAGACUCUCCCCCCCAUAGCACCCCGAAGCCCAAGCAUGAGCCCGCAUCCAGUCAACCCUGCGCCUUAUUUUGCAAAUGGUAACGGUCUCUGUGAGAUGACGAGGUUUUCGAGUGGUUAAAUGACCAAAUCGCUUUUUCCCCCUUUCGUUAUGUGUAUAUCCAGAAUCGUCCUUUAAGAGAAAAAUAGUAAGCUGCAUAUUUUUUAAAUGUUUAAACUUAUGAAUAAAGUGAAUUUCUUGUGGAAAAAAGAAAAGAAAAAAACACUGUGUUACUGUUUAACUUCCCAGAUGCUCUGAUGUUUAAUGUCAAGAACAAAAAUGUUGGUUACAUGGAUCUUUGACUGUGUGUAGAUGUUGUGAUGGCUUGGAGAGAAUACUGGUGCUUCGUGAUUCAUAGGUUUGUUCCCAUUUGCAUUUCAUGUUUUCGAAUGAGCGGUUGUGUCACAUAUUUUCUGACCACUAAAGGGUUUUUAUUGCACUGAGUUAAAUCGAAGAAAAAAUCCUAUGAAUUCACAUUUGUGUAGUGUAUAAUCAGUACGUCUACAUGGUUAAAGUGAAACGUCAGUCGGAUGCUCAGAAGAAGUGAGAAAACUGUUUGCGAAUGCAUUAGUGUGAAGAUAUGUAUCUGUGAGAGUGAGAGUUUGUGAGGGUGUGUGUGUGUGUGUGUACAUGCUUGUCUGGUAACCGUAGAUCAUCUCUUCCCAUCAACAUGUGCAAGCUGUGUUUGUACAAAUAAUGUUAAAGAUCUGAGACACCGAGAUUACUUUGCUCUUUCCAAAACAAUAAAAUAUAUAAGCCUGAGUA
Messenger RNA from Triplophysa dalaica, 5394 nucleotides. RefSeq names its product SH3GL interacting endocytic adaptor 1a (gene sgip1a). Gene Ontology annotation, cellular component: clathrin-coated pit; clathrin-coated vesicle; cytoplasm. NCBI's taxonomy places the organism in Eukaryota, Metazoa, Chordata, Actinopteri, Cypriniformes, Nemacheilidae. The transcript has 28 exons. Gene Ontology annotation, biological process: clathrin coat assembly; clathrin-dependent endocytosis; synaptic vesicle endocytosis. The coding region runs from base 612 to 3437 and encodes 941 amino acids. The record is from RefSeq and is a predicted model, not a curated record.